AUGUUUUUUAGCGUUUCAUCGUCUAAACGGAAAAAAAAUUGUUCAGACGAUUGCGAUUUCUUCUACCGCUUUGAAAGAACAACAGAAAUGCGAGCACAGAAUGUUGAUUGGCAACAUCAGUUAACAUUUCAAAAUUUGCAAAAUUAUCAACAACAACAUCCACAUGGAACCGAAGCUGGCAGUAUAGAACAGUUUCUCAUACAACAAGCAACGGCUUUCGAGACAUCAUUGCGAAACUAUUUACCAGGAAAUGUUUAUCAUCAAGCUUCUCAACUGGAAAGAGUUGCAGCAGUUCUGGCAGCAGUACAAUGUGGGGGGCUAGGGUCAGAAGCAGCUCCAUCAGCUGGCAUUAAGAGACAAAAUGAAGCUGAAAAUGCUGUAUUGGCGAAUAAAAAAAGUAGAGCAGAUGCCUCCCAAGGAGCUGGAGAGCCACAUGAGAGCGACACAAACGACGACGGAUCAGACGACGACGAAUCUGACGACGACGGAGUAGCCGGCAACGGAGAAGACGACGACGGUGUAACCGACAAUGGAGCAAGCAAUGACGGAGAAAGCGACUACGGAGCAGCCGACGAACAUCUCUUGCCUGAUGUUGCCUUUACUCCAUCUAAUAAGCUCUACUUCAAUGCCCCCUACGACCGCAAAAACGACUUCAUUUGGGUGGAAAAUAAGUCCGACAUCAAUGUCAAGUUUAAGGCUCAUAUGCACUCUUCGAACGAUACAGAACUCCCACGUCUGUCCAAUAACGCAGGGUACAUCCCCGCAAAAACCACCCUCCGACUCGAUGUAUCUUGCUCGGAAGGUACAAAAUCGAGCGACGACCGCGCUGUAAUAUUGGAAAUCAUGAAUUGCUCAAGAAAUGAGAGAAUGAUGGAUCGGGAAGGAUUGUAUCAAAAUUGGAAUCUAUACGAAGGAGCAGUCUUGCGAAAAGUGAUUAAAAUUGAAUACAACGACUAA
This is a messenger RNA of Caenorhabditis briggsae, 957 nucleotides long. NCBI's taxonomy places the organism in Eukaryota, Metazoa, Nematoda, Chromadorea, Rhabditida, Rhabditidae. The coding region runs from base 1 to 957 and encodes 318 amino acids. The transcript is spliced from 4 exons. The record is from RefSeq and is a predicted model, not a curated record.